AUGGAGCCGGGUCCGCGUCAGGUGAAGAGGCCGCGGCUGGAGUCCGAGCUCGAGGCCCGGGGGAGCGGGGGGCCGGGCUCCGAGACCCGGGGGAGCGGGGGGCCGGGCGCCGAGGCCCGGGGGAGCGGGGGGCCGGGCGCCGAGGCCCGGGCCCGGCAGGACGGCGCCUAUUUCCACUCGUACUCGGACGUGUCGAUCCACGAGGAGAUGAUCGCGGACUCGGCCCGGACCGGCUGUUACCGCCGGGCCCUGCUGGGAGGCCUGCGGCCUGCGUCCGGGCCCGAGCCCCGGGCUCGAGUGAGCCCGCUGCGGGGCCGCACGGUGCUGGAUGUGGGCGCGGGCACGGGCAUCCUGAGCGUCUUCUGCGCGCAGGCGGGGGCGGCGCGCGUGUACGCGGCGGAGGCGAGCGCGGUGAUGGCGGAGCGCGCCCGGGAGGUAGUCGAGGCGAACGGGCUGAGCGGCCGCGUGCUGGUGCUGAGGGGCCGCGUGGAGGAGGCCGAGCUGCCCGAGAGGGUGGAUGCCAUCGUCAGCGAGUGGAUGGGCUACGGCCUGAUGUACGAGUCGAUGCUCCGCAGCGUGCUGCACGCCCGGGACCGCUGGCUCAAACCGGGCGGCCUGCUCUUCCCGUGCCGGGCCGAGCUCUACAUCGCCCCGGUCAGUGACCCGGCCCUGCACGAACGCCUCUCCUUCUGGGCCGGAGUCAAGGAGCAGCACGGCGUCGACAUGGCCUGCAUGGCCGCCUUCGCCCGCCGCUGCCUCAUGAACGACGAGAUGGUGGUGACCCCCCUGCACGGCGAGGAUGUCCUCACUCGGCCCGCCAUGUUCGCCGCCGUCAACCUCUACACGGUCACCGAGCGCCAGCUCGAGGAGCUGGGAGGCCCCUUCUCCGUCUCAGCCUUUGGCAUCGCCACCAUGCACGCCUUCGCCAUCUGGUUUUCUGUUACCUUCCCGACGUCCGCCCCCACAGACCGCACAGGCGAUGGGGGCCAUGACGACGGUCAACGUUCGACCAGGAGCCAUGACGACGGUCAACGUUCGACCAGGAGCCAUGACGAAGGUCAGCGUUUGACCAGGAGCCAUGACGAUGGUCAACAUGUGACCAGUGGCCAUGACGAUGGUCAGUGUUCGACCAGGAGCCAUGACGAUGGUCAACGUGCAAUCAAGAGCCAUGACGAUGGUCAGUAUACGACCAGGGACCCUCACGAUGGUCAAAGUGCGACUAGUACUUAUGGUGGUCAACGUGUGACCAGGAGCCAUAACAAUGAUCAUUGUAUGACUAGUAGCCCUGACGAUGGUCAACAUGCAACCAGGGGCCCUGACGAUGGUCAACGUGCAACUAGUGGCCCUUACGGUGGUCAACAUGUGACCAGAAGCCAUGACAAUGGUCAGCGUGCAACCAGUGGCCUUGAUGAUGGUCAACGUGCGACCAGUGGCCAUGACGAUGGCUAUCAAGCUACCAGUCCCCCUGCCGAUAGUGUGUGUACAGCUAAUGCCAGCAAUGAUGCGUCCAGUGCCAAAGCCCAUGCUUCCCAUGUAACCAGUACACACAUCAGCAAUGGCACUGUUGAGAGCCAAUGUGCAGUCUCAGCCAAUGGUGACAAUCUCUGUGAAUUUAAUUUCAAUAAUGAUACUAACCCCGUUACAUUUGAUCCCAACACUGAUGAAUGUGAGCCAGUUGUCCUGUCAACCUCGCCUUUCGCAGAGGAAACACAUUGGAAACAGACCUUGCUUUAUCUGGAUGAACCUGUCCAAGUGUUCCAGGACACUGUGAUAAAGGGGCAAAUAACUUUAACUCCAGCUGUAGAUAACCCACGACAUCUGCGGGUAUCUUUGGUUUAUGAGAUUGGAGAUAGUGGAAAAAAAACGAAAGUAUUCAAAAUGGGGGAGGAUUUCUCUUCGUUUGAGUGACGCUUUAUUGGUUUUUGGGCCCAAAUGGCCCCAUCCGUGCCUGGACUGUUACACUUGAUAUUUUUUGCUGUUUGCUCUCCAGUUGAUUUCCGAACUGAUUCAGUUGAAUGACUCAUUGUGAAAAAGUUGCCUUAACUCCAUGAACCCAUGCGGAGAGCCAAAGGAAGGAAUGGGCAAGCCAGGGAAAAUAAAUUCAAUCCUAAAGAGACGUUGAUUUGCUGGAUUGAUGAUUGUGGGACAAAAACAAAUUAAUCAAAAUGAUUGCUGCUUUUGAAUGAGUUGCUGUUCAUGCAUGUAUCCUUUUUAAACAUUUUAAUAACUUAAUGAACAAA
Molecule: messenger RNA, 2240 nt
Organism: Hemiscyllium ocellatum (epaulette shark)
Lineage: Eukaryota; Metazoa; Chordata; Chondrichthyes; Orectolobiformes; Hemiscylliidae
Product: protein arginine N-methyltransferase 6-like
Exons: 1
Coding region: 1-1908 (635 amino acids)
Biological process (GO): peptidyl-arginine methylation
Molecular function (GO): protein-arginine N-methyltransferase activity
Source: RefSeq, a predicted model, not a curated record